CGCGCAUGGGCCGCGGCCGCGCCCGGAAGCGGCAGCGGGUCCGUCCCGUCACGUCCCCGGGCCGGCGGCGGAGCGGGAGCCCGCACGGCCCGGCCCGACCUGGCCCGGCCCGGCCCGCAGCGGGGAGAGCAGCCGGCGAUCCUGGCCCUGGCCCCGCCGGGCCCUCCGCAGCCCCCGGCCCCUUUCCCCGGCCCCCCGCCAUGGAGAGCAGCAUGGAUUUCCAGGCGGCUGCGCCCUCCGCCCCGGAUCUCUGCGGCGACGAGGCCCCGGAGCCGCCGGCCAUGGAGACGGAGGAAGGGCCUGCGGCGCGGCCGGGCGGCCCGGAGCUGCGGGCGGGCGGCGGGCAGCGGGAGCGGCCCCCCCGGCCCCCCCGGCUCCCUGCCUGCAGCCCCGAGCAGGACCAGCCCGUCCCGGAGGGUCAGCGGAGGGGCCGAGGGCUCAGCUCGGGACCGGCUGCAGCCCCGGACCUGGCCGGAGCUGGGGGCGAACGAACGGAGCUUUGCCAGGCCUCGGGGAGAGCGAUGGAAGAGGAGGCGGUGACCGCGGGGCCGCAGGGCUCCGCCAGCUGGGAAGCCGGGCCCGGGAGCACCUCUGGGGGUGCGGGGCACCCCCGGGCCCCCAGCAGCGGCGACCCGACGGGCAUGGAGCUGGAUGAGGGCCCCGGGGCUGGCACCGGCCAGGCCAGCGCCGGGGAUGCGGAGGAUGAACCCUCAGAGAUCCAGGGCCUGCUGGCCCAGCUUGAGACUCUUGACCCCAACCUCGGCGACCACCCGCCCGCCCCGGCGCGGGGCCGCCCGCCCUCCUGGAGCGGCGGCACGGGCAGGAGGGCCCCGCCGAGCCACGGGGAGUGCCAGGGCAGGUGCCAGCCCUGCCCGCUGCACGUGGCCAUGGGCCGGGGCCUGCAGACGCGGCCCUGCUGUGCCCAGCGCUCGGCCUGCGCCCGGCCCUGCCACGGGCUGCUCUUCGCCGAGGCCGACCGUGAGGACCUGCUGAGCCUGCUGUGCUACGAGGGGGGGCUGCCCGAGGCCAGCGCCGAGACACCCUUGGCCCGCUCAGACGUCCUGGCCGGGACCAGCCUGGAGAUGCUGCACUCUGAGGAGAAAGUGGCCGCUGUGGAGAAGCCUGAAGAGCUGGAGAGGCCCAAGAACUCGGAGGAAGGGCCUUCCAGCGGCUGGUAUUAUGGAGAGGGGCUCUGCAAGGUUGACUCUGCCUGUGAAGGCAAUCGGGAUGGUUCCCCGGAGCCAGCCUGGGUGGCCCUGCCUCCUGCUCCGGUCUCAGAGGCAGAGCAGCCACCCCAAGGCAGCGUGACCAACAGGGAGCCCUCAUCCUCCUGCCCGGCCUUCAAAGAAGUUCCAGGCCCUUGUGACCCAGAGGAUCUACUGGAUGGUGUGAUUUUUGGGGCAAAGUACCUGGGCUCCACGCAGCUGGUGUCAGAGAGGAACCCCCCAACCAGCGUCCGCAUGGCUCAGGCCCAGGAGGCGGUGGACAGGAUCAAGGCACCAGAAGGGGAGUCCCAGCCGAUGACGGAGGUGGAUCUGUUUGUCUCCACACAGAGGAUCAAGGUGCUCACAGCUGACACGCAGGAGGCCAUGAUGGAUCACUCCCUCCAGACCAUCUCCUACAUCGCGGACAUCGGCUCCCUCGUGGUGCUCAUGGCGCGGCGGAAGCUGCCCCGGCGGGCGGAGGGGGCGGAGGAGAAGCGGCUCUACAGGAUGAUCUGCCACGUCUUCCACUCGGGGGAUGCCCAGAUCAUUGCCCAGGCCAUCGGGCAGGCGUUUGGCGUGGCCUACCAGCGCUUCCUGCAGGCCAACAGCAUCGACCCCAGUGAGCUGAGCCCUCGCCAGUACAGCCGUGCCCUGGAGGACCAGGAGCAGUACAAUGCAGAGCUGACCCACUUCUCCCAGCAGGAGAACUGCAAGGAUGUCUGCAUCCGGAAGCAAAAGGGAGAGAUCCUGGGCGUUGCCAUCGUGGAGUCGGGCUGGGGCUCCAUCCUGCCCACGGUGGUCAUCGCCAACUUGAUGCACGGGGGUCCUGCCGAGAGGUCGGGCGAGCUGAGCAUCGGGGACCGGCUCAUGUCUGUCAACGGGACCAGCCUGGUGGGGCUGCCCCUGCACACCUGCCAGAGCAUCAUCCGGGAGCUGAAACACCAGACAGAGGUGACACUGAACAUCGUGCACUGUCCCCCUGUCACCACGGCUGUCAUCCGGCGCCCCGAUUCCAAGUACCAGCUGGGCUUCUGUGUUGAGAACGGUGUGAUCUGCAGCCUGAUGCGCGGGGGCAUCGCAGAGAGGGGUGGGAUCCGUGUGGGGCACCGCAUCAUCGAGAUCAACGGGCAGAGCGUGGUGGCCACACCCCACGAGAAGAUCAUCCAGAUCCUCACCCAGGCGGUCAGCGAGGUCCACAUCAAGACCAUGCCGGCCUCCACCUUCCGCUUGCUGACCGGGCAGGAGCAGCCCCUCUUCCUCUGACCACCGGCCACGCCCGGCCCUGGCUGCACGUGCCUGGGGCCAGGUAGGAGUGAGCCCAGGGCCCGAGGGCAGGACAAGCUCUGCCUCCUGCCCCAACACCCUCCGUGGAUUCCUCUGGCCCCCAGCAGGGCCUGAUGCUGCACCUCUUCAGUUUUACUCAGGACACAGUGGGAGACUCUGGGAGCCUGAUACUCAGCUUGAGCAGUGUCAGGGCUCAUGGUGCCAGUGUUUAGGCACCUUCUCCCCCUCCAUUCCCCCCUCCCUGCCUCACAGUGCCUGCACAGUGCCUGUCCCACUGCUUCACGGGGUUCCUCAUCUUGGUCUGCUGCUGGCAGCUGGAGAAGGGACCCAUCCAGUAACCACAAACAGUGCUUUUACACUCACCAGUGGUGCCUUUCCCCCUGUGGGGAUGGUGCUGGCAGCCCAGCUCUGGGACUCACCCUUGCACAGCCUCCCAGAGCUGCACUGAACCCACACACCCAUGUGUGGGUAGAGGCUGGCACCCCCCAAGGGAGAGCCAGCAGCCCCCAGACUCCGCCUUAAGGGCAGCAGCACCCUUAGCACCCAGUACUCCUCCCUGGGGGCCAGGGGCCUGCUGGGGGUGCAAACGAACUCCCUGUUAGACCUGUUGCACCGAGCUGGGAAACUACCUCUGCUUUUCCCUGGUGCUGCCUCUACCCACUCUUCCAGCACAGCCUUUCCCCAGCCCGCCAAGGCACUUGGUCACAGCCUUUAGGGACAUCCCUCAGUGCAGCAAAAGGGAACAUGGUACGGCCCAGUCCCACAUUCUGGGGAGCCUGGGGUCAUGAGCCCCAAGGACCAGCCCCUGGUGCUCUUGUCUUUUCACUGGGCUCAAUGUCUUUUCACUGAGCCCCCACAGCCAAGGCAGCGCUGACCUGACUGCCUGUGUGCUUGAUGUAACAAUAAAAGUUUUGGAGAACA
Apus apus (common swift) is the source of this 3410-nucleotide messenger RNA. RefSeq names its product amyloid beta precursor protein binding family A member 3 (gene APBA3). Gene Ontology annotation, biological process: chemical synaptic transmission. The record is from RefSeq and is a predicted model, not a curated record. NCBI's taxonomy places the organism in Eukaryota, Metazoa, Chordata, Aves, Apodiformes, Apodidae. Gene Ontology annotation, cellular component: dendritic spine; plasma membrane; cytoplasm. Gene Ontology annotation, molecular function: amyloid-beta binding; protein binding. Bases 6 to 2468 code for a protein of 820 amino acids. The transcript is spliced from 10 exons.